Drosophila serrata is the source of this 8471-nucleotide messenger RNA. RefSeq names its product Serine/threonine-protein kinase tefu (gene tefu). Gene Ontology annotation, biological process: DNA repair. NCBI's taxonomy places the organism in Eukaryota, Metazoa, Arthropoda, Insecta, Diptera, Drosophilidae. The record is from RefSeq and is a predicted model, not a curated record. Gene Ontology annotation, molecular function: protein serine/threonine kinase activity; protein binding.
UUUCCGCGGGAAGAAUAACAAAAAACAAAGCUUAAAUUGCGCUUUUCGGUUAAAAAGUAAUGUUCUGGCACCAGAAUGAGCGCUCUCUUAAACGAAAUCCAGCGGAUCAUCGCAGAGCUUCGAUCGGACAAGCCAUCAAGCCGAAAUAAAGCCAUCGAACAGCUGGAGGAAAAACUGGUCAACUGCAGAGAAAGCUUGACUGCUCUAUUGCUGGACAAGCGAUUCGACUUGUCGUGGGCAGGACUAUACGAUGUGGCCAAGGAGGGACUAUUCAAGCACGCACAGAGCUUACACGAUGCCAACGAGAAAUCCUUCAAAACCUUGGCGACCAAGACUUAUUUGUACGGCAAUGUUCACGACAGGAUCGUCAAGUACAACUUGGACGCUGGCUUGGAGUCGACAGGAAGUGGCCACUUUCUGGCAAAGACAAGUCUCUUUAAUGCGUUCGAGGAAAUGAUAAAGUCGCGGGUGGUGAUUAAUCACUUUGGAGACCGCAUUCUAGGCCUGCUGGACAGGGGCAUUUACUCUUCUGCCAGCUAUGUGCGCGAACUGAAGAUCAACGAGUACAGUCGAAUCCUCUCCUACCUGUUUGAGGUUAAUGUUGGCGGGGACAAUUUCCUCCACACUACAAUAAUGAAAUGCAUCACAAAGACAGUCACUCUGGCUAAAGAUCGAGUUCAACUGCAUUGUGACAUGGUGGUAUAUCUGCCCGAGCUGAAAAGCUUUGCAAGCACGGCGAUUGGGGCGAGGAAGACUGAGAUUGUUCGUCUCUAUUUGAUUUUCGUCACAGAGCUUUCGGUUAACUACCAUCACCAGCUGUGCAUCCACAUGCAGGAGAUCCUGCCAAAGCUAUGUGAGUUCCACAACGAGGAUGUGUUCCGCGAUGACACCCGAAACCUGUUCUUCCAGUCCGUCAUCCAUUCGUUGCGAUCACUAUAUCCUAAGCUGGUUAUGGGUGAUUUCUAUACACUUGGCGUGCCUGUCCACGAGACGUGGCACCAAACUCUGAUGCGACUGAAAACCAUUGUAAACAUGGAGAUCCGCAAGAACUCCCUUCCGCGUUACAAGACAGCACAACUGAGCAAUGAUAAGUUUUCAGAGGCCUUCAUCAAGAUGUCAGCGUUGGUCAUAUAUAUUGUUCUUUGGCAUUUGGAGGAGGCCAGAAAACCGGAUGAAAACGGAGAUGGUGACGUACCCAAGAAGGUGCCCAAAACUUCGGAUAAAAUGGAUGAAAUUUUCGCUCUUAUUGACAAGAAGGAGACCACUUUCAACGACGUCUGGUUUGCCAUUUUCACAGAGCUGCUCCAGAUAAGCAGCGUCAUCCUGAAUGUGGGCAACUACCAGCAGUCGCUGGCCACAGUUUCAGACAUAAUGCAAAUGUAUGGCAAUGCCAGAAAUCUGAAGAAUCUUCAUCUGUGCAUGGGCAGCCUGCUGGAAAAGGAACAGGAGCUAUUGAAGUCGAAGUCGAUUCAGGAGGGCUUUCUUGCUGAAUUGUGGAGUAGGAUGGGGAACCACCUGAUAACUGAGACCACCACCAACAGCGAGGAGAUCAAGGAGAAACAGUUGGUGCUGCAGUUGCUGAUCAGGCAUCACAAGCUGAGUCCGAAAAUAGUCACCAGCCUAGUGCAGAACAUCACCACAAAUGAAAUGAUGAAGCGUAACGAAUGCUUUGCCAGCAUUCGGGAGAUUUACAUUCAUGCUGCAGAGUGUGGUCAGGACAAAGCCUCCGCAGACUUGGAGCCCAUAAUUGCGUGGGCCUACGGGUGCGGGGAGAGGACCAGCGCCACACAAGUCAUACACAAUAUAGCCAGCAUAGAUGCCAAGUUGCAGGCGGACACCUUUGCGAUCUGUAUCAUCAACUUCUUGGAUCAGCAGCAGCUGGAAGAGCUCUCUAAGUCAGAGCCCAAGGCGAUUCCCGCUGAGCAAAAUCUUUUAGCAUACAAGUAUAAUAAGCAAUUGAUAUGCCUAGACAAGGAGUAUGCCCGACCCUUUGUCUCAAUUGCUCAGCUGCAGAGCGAAACAAAGAAUUGUCUCUACCAGACCAACUACGAGUGCCUUAUGCGCAAUCUUAACUACCAAUGUGUAAACGAUAACCAACCCGCGGCCAUUUUAAAGAACCUUAACACUCUGCAUCGGUUGACCUGCACAAUGGAGAGGCUUUUGCACUACAAAGUGUUCGAUUCCGGGAACUUUGAGGCUUGUCCCCUGAUCAAAAGAAUUGGCCUCUUUCUCAGUCACAUCGAGUUCCAGUACAAAGCUAACUGUUCUGAGAUGCUGGAUGAGAGCGAUCUGCGCGAAAUUCUGCGGCUUCAAAUAGCCGUGCUUGAAGUCUUUAAAUCGAAUUCGAUUUUACUCAGUUAUUUGGAGAGGCAGCCUAUAGAAAUGAUGGUGGAAUUCAUUGGCUCUGCCCUCAAGCUGUACUGCAUGCGGCGAGAGCGCUCUGAUAAUGCAGAUCAUUUGACGAUAACUGCUCAGUGCUUGCACAUUUUGAGUGGAUUGUGUGCUUGCAGUUCGCAUCAGGAAGAAACAUUUGAGCAGAUAACCAAAGUGACGAUGCGAUGGCGGCCUCAAGAUGUGCUUAUUGUAACAAAGGAACUGUGCAGCUGCUCAAGUAUUUCCGAUGCAGUCAGCACUUGGCUGGUGAGCAAACUUAAGACAGUCUUUCAGCUUCAUCAUCUUGAUUUGGAUGUCAUCGAUAAAGUGGUCGACCAUUUGCCCACAAUUUUCCAGUUUGUUUACCAAAUAGAACAUCACUUGGACGAUAUGCUAAUGGCCCUUAAUUCUCUGCUAAGGAUUGCCAUUAAGAAGUCCUACACAUCCCAACUUACGGCGAAAAUCGUGCAGUGCGUGGGUCUAAUUGCUGAGCGUUGUCCUGACAUUUACCAGCUCGAAAACUUUACUGUGAUAUGCAAGUCUACGGGGAAAUUUUUUACAAUGCCUACAUUGGAAGUGCGUUUUGCCACCCUGUUCACCUUCACCAUCUUGCUGGAUACAAAUUGUGUGACCAAGGAUGCUAUCGCGAACUCUCCAACUCACUGGGAGUUCUGUCGCGAACUCUACAAUAGCAUCGAGUUCAAAAAGCUUUCUAUAAACGACGACGAGGACGCAGUCCGGAAUAGCAAUGCCAUAAUAAUACAAAUGCUGAUUGCAAUUUUUUUGAGGAGCUCAUUUCAUCAGGAGAUUGCUCUCAAGGAGCUGCUUUAUCAGUGCGCACUGCGCAGACUGCCAGAAAGUGAGUUUCUUUCUCUACGCGGUACAGUGCCCGGAUACGGACGAACCUUGGUAGAUCUUAUACGGCCAUAUACGGAUUUCCUGCUGCACAAGUGGAGCUCACAGGGCUGGCCCAUUUCCAAGUUCCCCUAUUUUCUGUGCUAUGAAAAUAAGAAUGAUUUCCGUAGAGCUCAUUCUAGUAGGAUCAUGGCAUAUGUAUUUUUAUACGGCAAGACUGAGGAUAUUGAACGUUACAGCAAGUCCAUCGGCGAAGAGGUGGCCCUUCCCCUAGUUGCCUCCUAUGUUUUGGCCAAAAAUGCAUUUUGCAGCGAAACCGAAGCUAAGGAGUUCCAAGAUAAUCAUCAAAGGCUUUCGGAGAAUCUUAGAUACUCCGAGCUAAAUGCCAAGGAUGUUGAUCUCAAUGUGGAGACCCUUUGCUGUGCGAUUGGCCUGCUUGGUGACGAUCUGCAGGAAAUGAAAAGAUUACUGGGUUCCAAUGUGCCCAUCAGCAGAGAAAGCAACUGGUAUACACUUUCGGUGGAGUCUCUUUUCGAUUGUCUUAACCUUCACAUUGGCUCCCAUAAAGGUUCUUCAAGAGGGGACAAUCGCAUCCAGUCUAUGUCAACACUUCAGAUCAAACAUCCUCGAAUAUUGGUCGAUCUUUUUGGUCGCUUGAAAACCAAUUGCUUUACAUCCAGCUUUACCAGUCAGGCAUUACGUUAUUUGUUUCUAUAUUGCGAAAUUGCUGAUGCUGUUUAUGAGGCUGCUGCCCAGGAAGCAGUUAAGACAAAGGCUGCUGUCGCUCAAUGUUCCUACUUUGUUCGCGACAUUUGGUUUUUUGUGGUUCGUUAUCUUCAUCACACCAAGUCCAUCCAAGUACAAAUGUGUGCUCUUUCGUUUCUUGAACAACUGCUGACCUCCAAGCCAAUAUUUACUCAUGAGGAGUUUACAACACACAUGGCAGAGAUAGCUAAGCUAUUGAGUGGCUUUCGACGGGAAUGCGUUGCCAAGGAAGUAAAGGAGAAAACCAGUGAAGUCGUAAAGAUGAUUCUGGAAUGCUACCAUUCCCAUAUCAAUUUGCAUUCCUUUCUCGAGGACACGACGGAAUGCGAGUUCUUAAAAACUUGGCGAGAGAAAUACAAUUCCAGGCUAGAACCAAGCAAAGACAUGACUGAUGUGGCUAACUAUCUACGUUCGUUUCUCAAGAGACCCACUGCUGAACGAUUGCGAGACCUGAGAACCUAUGUUGCCGAACACAAGGACAGUCUUCAAAAAUAUGAACGUAUAUUAUUUGAGGUCAUAAGUCGCUUGAUUCAAAUGGCCAGAGAUUCGGUUAGCAAGCAGAGCAGUCUGGAAGCCCUCAAGUGUCUGGCUCAAAUCGGACCGCUGAAGUUGUCAAAUGUUUCAUAUUAUUUCCAAACCGACUUUGAUUCCUUUGAGGAGUCGGAGAAUCUGGACCCUAUAGAGAAGUUCGUGAACGUCAUCUGUGAGACCUUGGAGAAAUAUUUGUUUCACUUUGAUCCUCACACUCAUGAUGCUCUGGUUUCCGUAGUCGUUCAAGUUGUAAAUAGCCAGGGUGGCUCAAAGAUUACGGGUCGCUUUAAAAACAUUAAAAUCUUUGCUGUCAAGCCUCCGGAAUCUAGUGUCUUGGAUGGGUACAAGCAGAUUUCUCGCAUCGAUUGGUUGGCUGCACUGAAAGCCACUCAAGAUUUGAGCUAUGAGCCCUGGAUGUGCGCCUUCGUUUCGAAUGUUUUCACAGAUUGCGGCUGGCUAGAAUUCGGUGCGUUGGCUGCCAAGUCUUUGCCUUUUGCCAAGACCUGCCUGCAGCCGUUCAUCAAGUUAUUGUUGGCCAACAAUCAGGAGCAGCACUUGGAAAGUCUAUGCCCAAUGUUAGAUUAUUUUUUCGAACGCUUUGUAGGCUCAAGGUCAGAGAGCUCCACUCCGAAAAUCUUUCACAACAAGCGCGCCAUCAAGAGGUUCCUUCACAUCUGCGAAUGUAUACGAGUGGUGAAUAAUUGGAGUAUUCCCGUGGAUCUGAGCAAUGUGGUUAUGGCUAGUAAUCACUGCCAGGCCUACUUUUUGAGCAUUAUGUACCUAGAGCUGUGGGCUUGCUCAAAGAGCAUCAACCCCUUGACCAACGUUUCUUUUCAAGCCUCGGCAAAGAAGGCCUACGAAUCCAUUGGGUGCUUGGAUGCUAUUCCUGGCUUUGUGAAUCCCAUGCUCUCUCGAGUGGACUUCCUUGGUGGGAGCAACAACCUGACCGCUAUCCUAUUAGAGUCAGAUCCUCUGGAUAAGGCCAACAGCCAACUGUGCAUGGAUAUUAUGAAGGGCAAUGGCUUGUGGUCGUUCGCCAAACUCCAGCAGCAACAAAGCACGGAACCGGACUACGAAAUCUUUUGGCGCCUAGGCCAAUGGGAUUUGCUGACAGACUCCAAGCAGCAGCAGCUACAGCAACUGGGGACGAGGACUUCAUUUAAUUUCGAGCAAGAGUUCACUCGGCAUCACUUUGUGGCCCUCAGAAGCAUUAGCCAGAGGGAGGAGGAAAACAGUCUAUCGGCCAUUGACAUGGCCUACAACUGUGUGCGCGACAUACUGCAAGAGAUCAGCGUAGAGUGCCUGCAGAGUGUGUACAAGUACCUGACUUGGCUAUGCUCGCUCCAGCAGGCGGAGGACUUUUGCCAGAUCCAGUUUGGCACCCAACUACCUCCGUCCCAUAUGAACCAACUAUUCCGUAAAUGGCAGAUAGAACUGGAGCUCAAUUACGGCAACUUUGCCUGUAAGGAGUACGUCAUUGCUCACCAGAUUGCUCUGUUUAAGAUGGCCGGUACACGAGCGACACGUCGGUUAACCGAUUUUUACAAGGAAAAUCCCGUGGACACAUACCUGUUGAAGGGCAUUGGGGAGUGCAAGGCAGCGGGUAAGCUGAACUUAGCAGCGAAGUAUAUCGGUGUUCUGCGGGAAAUGCCAGAUAUUACGGAGUCUACAAAGAUAAGCGUCCUACUCGAGGAUGCCGAGGUGAAUGUAAAAAUGGGCAAUCAUCAGAUAGCCAAGGCCAUUCUGGAGCAUGUGACUACCAACGAUCAGUUUAUCUACUGCCUUCAGCGAGUACCGGCUCUACGAAUGCAGGGCGAGUUUCUCAUGGACUGCAAUGCUGCGAGCUUGAGUUCGGUUCUUCACCACAAGUUCAACGCUUCGCUAAAGCUGAUCGAUGACUUUGUACUCCAUCGCGAGGCCCUGAAAGAGAAAACUUCAAACAUCGGGCAGGACCUCGAAGCUUUUGCUAAUCGGCACCGAACAGCUGCCUAUGCCGCCAUGGCCAAGUAUGCUGACAGGGAGUACCAGCAGCUAUAUGAGUAUCGGCACUCGCAGGACUACCAAACGUUGCUAGACAUCAUUGAGCAGAACCGUUCGACGGCUGCAAAGGUGUCGCAGCGCGAAAACAGAGACCGACGGAUUAUGGGCCUUCAGAUGAAGAGCUAUGCCAGACUGGACGAAGGGCAGUUGCAGCGGAUAGAGGCUAAGCUGACUGAGCACCUUUGCUCGGCGGUCCGCAACCACAUGGCUUACUGUCGCUUCGACAGUGGCUUCUCAAGCGCCGCCAUCUACCGCAUCAUCUCGCUGUGGUUCACCAACGCGUCUAACGAGCAGUUGCAGCAGUGUGUUAAGGAAGAGAUCCUCACAGCUCCAAGCUACAAGUUUAUUUGUGCUGCUAACCAACUGACCGGUCGGCUUAAUUCCAAGAACAAAAGCCUGCUCAAAAUUCUUACGGAACUUCUGGUGCGAUGCGGCCAAGAUCAUCCGCACCACAUCUUCUACCAGCUGUAUCCGCUGGUCUAUGCCCACCUGGAUGGAGAGAACAGCAAUACGGAGCGAGCGGGGAUUGCGCAACUCAUUAUUGACAAGAUCUGUGAAAAGAAUUCCUCAGCAGCUGAAACCAGCAAGCAGCUGGAGUCGCUCCUGCCAGCUCUCAUCAAAUUCGCAAACGAGGGCAAGACUGAGAACAAUCAAGGAGUUUCUGAUCCUGUGCGCUACAAGCAGUUCGAAAAGGUUCGACGUAUCCGCAAUCUGGACGCUGUUCACUGUCCUACCCUCGAGCUGCCGGUGAUGCCCAACAAGGAAUACAAUAUAACAAGCAUUAUCAAGUGGAGCAACGAGAUCUCCCAGUGUGGCGGCCUGAACGCUCCCGUCAAGGUAAUGUGCAUCUGCUCCGACGGCCAGACGCGGGCUCAAUUGAUUAAGGGCAAGGAUGAUUUGCGCCAGGAUGCGGUGAUGCAGCAGGUCUUUGGAAUUGUGAAUGAAUUGCUGCAACAGGAUGCGGAGUUUAUUGAACGUAAGCUGCAGCUGCGUACCUAUAAGGUCACGCCUCUGUCCAUGCGCAGUGGCAUUCUUGAGUGGUGCACCAACUCCAUGCCCGUGGGUCAUUACCUCGUAGGUGAUGGCAAAGGAGGCGCUCAUUUGCGAUAUCGUCCAAGCGAUUGGGCCAACUACAAGUGUCGCAGCCUCUCGAUGACCCAUCUGAAGUCGCCCAAGGAGAAACGCUAUGAAGUAUAUAAGCUAAUUUGCGAGCAUAUUAAGCCAGUUUUCCACUACUUUCUUCUGGAAAAGUUCCCUAUUCCGGGCGAGUGGUUUGAAAGGCGCCUGGCUUACACGAACAGCGUGGCUACCACCUCUAUGGUGGGCUACGUCCUCGGAUUGGGAGAUCGACAUACACAAAACAUACUUAUAGACCAGCAGACUGCAGAAGUCAUUCAUAUAGAUUUUGGGAUCGCAUUUGAACAGGGUAAGAUCCAAGCAACGCCAGAAACCGUUCCCUUCCGACUGACCCGCGAUUUUGUGGCGCCAAUGGGAAUAUGCGGCACAAAGGGUGUCUUUGCGAAGUCCUGUGAGGCCACCAUGCAUGUCCUGCGUCGCUACAAGUCCGUGUUCACCACAAUACUGGAGGUACUACUCUACGAUCCGCUCUUUAUUUGGGGAGUUCUCAAACCGAAGCAGUCCUCGCAACUACCCUCCCAGCAGUCCAAUGAGGAAUCGGUUAAUCUUGUUGCCCAGCGUGCUUUGCUUCUGGUGCAAAACAAACUGGAGGGAAGGGAGGCCGGUAGUACCCGUGGUGACUCAAAUGUUGAGGCGCAAGUGGAACGAUUGAUCAACGAGGCUACCCUGCCGAGCAAUCUGUGCAUGCUCUUUCCCGGCUGGGACCCACAAUUGUAACUAUCACAUCACACUUGUUAUUAGAUAUUAACUUGCUUUUUUUUGUACUAUUU